Messenger RNA from Cercospora beticola, 2054 nucleotides. RefSeq names its product GMC family oxidoreductase. Gene Ontology annotation, molecular function: flavin adenine dinucleotide binding; oxidoreductase activity, acting on CH-OH group of donors. The record is from RefSeq and is a predicted model, not a curated record. NCBI's taxonomy places the organism in Eukaryota, Fungi, Ascomycota, Dothideomycetes, Mycosphaerellales, Mycosphaerellaceae.
GAAUGGGAGCAGAUUACGGUUCCUUUGCAAAGCCGAAUUCUUUCUCUGUUCAUACAUUUCUGAUCUAUUGCAAAUAUGGCAGCUAACGGAGACCUUCCCGCACUUCACACUUCCCCAGAGGAGUUCUUGAAGCAUGACUAUGACUUUAUUGUUGCCGGUGGCGGUACAGCAGGUCUCGUCGUUGCUGCUCGAUUGACCGAGAAUGAGGAUAUCAAAGUCGGUGUCCUCGAGGCUGGAACCUCAAAGCUCGGUGAUAUGCUCGUCGACAGCCCUGUCAUGUUUAUGCAGACUUUCAACAACCCAGAUUACGACUGGAGCUUCAUGACUGAGCCACAGACGGCCAACAAGAACCGACGACACCACAUUCCUCGAGGAAAGGCACUCGGUGGAUCUUCUGCCAUCAACUACAUGAUGUACGUUCGUGGAUCCAAGCAAGACUACGAUGACUGGGCGAUCAUCUCUGGUGACGAGAGCUGGAAUGCGGACGAAAUGAUGAAGUACAUGCGCAAGCACCAGACACUCGAGCCAAUCGAUGACAGCGUCACCGAGCGAUCGACCUAUCCAUUCGUUGGCGAGAAUCACGGUACCUCUGGCCCAGCCAGAACUUCGUUCAACGACUGGCGUCUGCCAAUUGAGGACGACUUCAUUAAGGCUUGCGACGAGGCUUGUGGUCUAGAUAAGAAGCCUGUGGACCCAUGGUCGGGUGAUCACAUUGGCUUCUACAACACCCUCGGUCUCGUUGCCCGCUCAGGACCAAACAAGGGACUCCGAUCUUAUGCUGCUCGCGGCUACUUCCAAGCCAACGCUCACCGACCAAAUCUCCACGUCCUGACUUCCGCCAUGGUUCAGCGCAUCGAACUUGAUGGCACUCGCGCUACCGGCGUGACAUUCACCCAUGGUGGUCAGACUCACACCGUGGGCGCUAAGAAGGAGGUAAUUGUGGCCGGUGGUGCCAUUCAGUCUCCACAGAUGCUGGAGCUGUCUGGUAUCGGUAAUCCAGAUGUUCUCCGCGCCGCAGGCGUUGAGCCAAAGAUUGAGAAUAAGGCCAUCGGCGAGAACUUCCAGGAUCACGUCCUGACUGUGGGCUGCUGGGAGGUCAAGCCUGGUAACAUGACUCUCGAGGCGAUUCACAACCCAGCCGUCAUGGAGCAAGCCCAGAAGGCGCUUGCUGAGACUGGCGGCGGCCCAUUGACCAGCGUCUGCUCCAUGCAGGGUUUCUUCCCGUUCAAGCAAUUCGCCACGCAGGAGGAGCUCGACAGCACAAUCAAGAGCAUCGAGGCCGACAUUCCAAACUUGACCCCAUACCAGCAAAAGCAAUACAAGCAAACGAUCGCCCACCUCAAGGACGACAAAUCCGCCAACCUCCAAGUCGUGCUCGUGCCCAACCGCUUCGGCAUGGAGAAGGGUAUCGAAGACCAAUCCGGCGUCUUCCCACCUCCAGCAGACCCCAUCAACGACCCAUACGCCAUUUCCGCAGCCCUGUGCUUGCAAUACCCUCUCAGCAGAGGAACCGUGCACAUCAAAACCAACAAAGCCGAAGACCACCCCGCCGUCGACCCCGCUUUCCUGAAGCACGAGGCCGAUGUCGACGCCCUCGCCGCCGGCUUGAAAAUGCUGGGCAAAGUCGAACAAUCCCCUCACCUCAGCGAUAAGAUCGCAAAGCGUGUGUUCCCUGAUGCCAAGGCCGAUAUGACUUCCACCGCUCAGAUGAAAGAGGCCGUGCGAGAUAUUUGUAUGAGCGAGUAUCAUGCUUGCGGAUCUGUUGCCAUGGGUGAUGCGACUGAUACGAAGUUGAUUGUGAAGGGUACGCAGAAUGUGAGGGUUGUGGAUGCGUCGAUUUUCCCGAAUCAUGUUUCUGGAAAUAUUGUGUCGAGUGUUUAUGCUGCGGCGGAGAAGGCUGCGGAUAUUAUUAAGAAUGAUUGGUUGCAUGGGGGGUUGAAUGGGGUUGUUGCUGCUUAGAAUGGUAAGAUGAAGUGAUGUGGGGGAGGUUUGUAUAUAGUCUGUUUGAUGUGAUACCAGACCAUGAGAGAAAUGUAAAUGAUUGACUACAAGUC